Alternaria alternata is the source of this 1835-nucleotide messenger RNA. RefSeq lists its product as hypothetical. The record is from RefSeq and is a predicted model, not a curated record. The coding region runs from base 379 to 1710 and encodes 443 amino acids. Gene Ontology annotation, biological process: fungal-type cell wall organization; carbohydrate metabolic process. Gene Ontology annotation, cellular component: fungal-type cell wall. The transcript is spliced from 3 exons. NCBI's taxonomy places the organism in Eukaryota, Fungi, Ascomycota, Dothideomycetes, Pleosporales, Pleosporaceae. Gene Ontology annotation, molecular function: hydrolase activity, hydrolyzing O-glycosyl compounds; glycosyltransferase activity.
UCAAAGAGAGUGUCGCCGCUCGCUCCUGCCUCCGUCCAUCUCUUCCGUCCAUCUUUCUUAUCCCUCGGGACCACCUUCGCUUUACUAACCCGACAGCUUAAUUCCUGGUUUCUUCAAACCUCACACUCGCUUGCCGAAACCGCGCCAUCCCGUCUCAGGGGAACACACACGACGGAUAUUUCACGCGUGCACCCUUUGCCUCGCCGCACUGCACCCGGGACCCCUACACCUGCCGUUUCACCCAGCCAAGGCCAAAAGAGCGACCCACGACGAGUGAGAGAGACGUCGUGAUACCAUCGUCUUGAUCGCGCCGCGACUCCACUUGCCGACGAUAAAGUGCUUACACGACAUCGAAGAUCCCGCAAACGGUCCGAAGCCAUGGUACGAAGUCUACUGUCCGCCGCCUUUGCGGCCACGAUAUUCGCAGGCACAGCGCUCGCAGGAGCAAAAUGCACAAAAGAUAGCCACUGCCCUCAGGACACUCCCUGCUGCUCUCUAUACGGCGACUGCGGUGUCGGCGCUUUCUGCCUCGGUGGCUGCGACCCCCUCAUGUCACACUCGUUCGACUCGUGCGUCCCCGGCCCUGUAUGCAAAUCUGGAACAUAUUCGCUAGACAGCCUGGACGAUGUGCAGACCAUCGACAAGUACCUGGGAGAUGCAUCCAAGAUCAACUGGCAGUCGCAGGGCAUGCCCACCAUCUACACAGACCCCAAGACCAAGGAGAAAUCCACCCUCUUGACCAUGGCACAAGGCACAGUCGGAACACUUCUGGCCUCUACCUACUACGUUUGGUACGGCAAGAUCUGCUCCAAGCUGAGCACAGCGCAGGGCAAGGGUGUUGUCACCGCUUUCAUUCUCAUGUCGGAUGUCAAGGACGAGAUUGAUUUCGAGUGGGUUGGUGUAGACACAGGCCACGUGCAGUCCAACUACUACUCGCAAGGUGUCACAGUGUACACCAACGGCGAAAACCUUACUGUACCUGACUCCAACACUGUUGAAUCCAUGCACGAAUACUGCGUUGACUGGAAGGAAGACACCCUUACAUGGACUAUCAACGGCAAAACUCAGCGCACCCUGGAGCGCGAGUCGACAUGGAACAAGACAUCUGGUCGCUACUCCUACCCUCAGACACCUGCCCGCGUCAUGCUCUCCCUCUGGCCCGCCGGUCUACCCACCAAUGAAAAGGGAACAAUCGAUUGGGCAGGAGGUGAGAUUGACUGGAACUCGCCCUACAUGACCAACGGAUACUACGCCGCCCGCUUCUCAGAAGUCACAGUCGAGUGCUACGACCCACCAGAGGGAGCCCAGAUCAAGGGCAAGAAGACGUACAAGUACACAGACGAAGCUGGCACCAACAACACCGUCGCCAUCACCGACGAUGUAGUCGUCCUGGGCUCGCUCAUGGGCACAGGCGAGAACCCGGGUGAAGCCAAGGACAACGACGACUCAAAGGCUUCCGAUGUUGCCAUGGUACCUGGUGGUAACCCUGGAGGCGGUGCCGGUCGAGAAGUCGAGCAGACCAGCACCGCUGCGAACCCGAACUCUCCCGCUGCCGAAACCGGUUCUUCUAGUGGUGCUACCGCUGAAGGCCAGUUCAUUCAGGGUGGCUCCAGUAUGGGUGCUGGAUCCGUUGUCCAGCCUGGUCUGAGCCGUAUGGGUGGCUCCGUCUUUGCCAUUGUUGUCGCUAUCGUCGGACUCAUGGCGUUAUAGACGCAUGUCCUUUCCCGCUGCAUCACGCCUUUUUCAUGUCUGUCAGUCUUUGCGGUUUUUGGAGUUCGAUACCUUGCCUUGCAAUUUUUGUGUACUGGGGAAAAUGGGGGCCUCGUUGUCAUGUU